AUGGCGACAUCGGACGACGCUUCCGUCGACAGGCUGAGCGCCCUCCCUGAGGCGGUGUGCACUCGAAUCCUCUCUCUACUUCCCACCAAGGAUGCCGUCGCCACCGGGCAACUCUCGCGGCGGUGGCGGCGCCGCUGGUGCCGCCUCCCCAGCAUCGACCUCGACUUCGGCGAGUUCUCCGCAGGGCAAGUCCCCAGUUGGCAGUCGCAGAGCAGCUACACCACGUUCGUCGACCUCGUCCUCCCCAUCUGCGCCUCGCGGCGGAGCCUCCGCCGCGUGGCCCUUCGGCCCUGCUCCGGCACCUGGCAGAUUGAGAUCGACCGGUGGGUGCGCCUCGCCAUGGCCGGCCGGCAACUGGUGGCGCUGGAGCUGGACUUCUCGCACUUACUCACGCCGCACCACCUGGGGAAGCAUCUUUCCGGAGAGGCCCCUCUCCGAGUACCUGAUUCUCUGGAGGAGCUGAAGCUAAAGUGCUGUGUCUUUGACCCUUUAGGAUUCGAGCCCUUCCGUGGGGUGAGGAGCCUGAUGCUGUCCUCCGUCAGCCUCGCCGACGCGGAGUUCCUGUCCCGCUUCCCUGCGCUGGAGAGCCUCGUUAUAUUCCACUGCGAGGUGAAGAACGGUCUCGCCGUGCGGCACUGCCGCCUACGCUGGGUGGAGAUGGAGGGGAUCUCCUUCGAGCCGCCGGCGGCGGGGUGCCCACUUGAGGUGGAGGCCCCCGCAAUGGAGGAACUGUCGCUGAGGGAGAUGAAGGGGAGCCCGGCGUUGGUCGUUCGCAUGGGGGGGCAGUUGCAGAGGUUGAAGGUGGAGAACUGCUACUUCGACCAAGGAGAAGGAGGAGGAAGAGAAGAUACGGUGGGGAUAUCUCUGGAAGUCGAUGCGCCAGCGCUCUGCGAGUUCAGGUUCUACGGGGAACCGGGGAAGGAGUGCUGCUUCAGGGCCAAGUCCCCGAACCUUGACCAGGUCCAUCUCCAAAUACGCCGCUGGAUGGGAUGCCACCGAGUGGUGGGAGGAGAUAAGUGGACCGCUGACCUACUCGAAGGUCUCUCCACCGCCCGCUCCAUGACACUCUCCGGCAGAUCCCUAGAGGUUACCUCUCUCUCUCUCUCUCUAUCUAUAUAUACGUAUGUAUAUAUCCACCUAUCUAUCUCUCUCCCCCCCCCUCUCUUUCUCUCUCUAUAUAUCUAUCUAUCUAUCUAUAUAUCUAUUCUAUCCGGACUUUGCUAAUGCGGUGUUGGGUGUUUUGAAGUAUUUGUCGAGUGGGAUGCUGGCUUCCACCCUAUUCUCCUGUUUGAGGGCGCUGACGAUGGAGGUCGGUCUGGUCUAUGAGGAGCUCCCCGUCAUGGAAGCCCUCCUGCGUAGCUCCCCCUUUCUCCAGUCGCUCUCCAUCAACAUAGACAACUUCGGGGAGCCCUUCGUCAGAGAUCUGGUACGAAAACCCGCAGUCAAUGGGCUCCUAGACGGAUCCCCAUGCAGCUACGUACUUGCAACUGUUAUAAUCCGGGUGGUAAUUUUGCAGAGUAACGUGGACUAUGAAGUCGAGAGGUUGGAAGAGCUCUACGGGGAUUACUGGGAGUCAUUCAAGGGACCUAUCCACUGCCUCGCUCUUCAUCUCCGGACGAUCGAGAUCAAGAAUUUCACGGGGAAGAGACUAGAGGACGAGCUAGCGAGAUUUCUGGCCGCCAACGGGAAGGUUCUCACAAAGAUGGCCGUCUCAACGCCCUCUGCUAUAUUUUCUGGACUCGAUUUCCUUUAG
Molecule: messenger RNA, 1753 nt
Organism: Spirodela intermedia
Lineage: Eukaryota; Viridiplantae; Streptophyta; Magnoliopsida; Alismatales; Araceae
Source: the annotation of a GenBank genome assembly